CUAGAAAGAGCGUCGUCGCCUUCAACAGCAGAGCAGAAACCAGAAGAAUCUCUCUGAUCAACAAUGGGAAAGGUUCACGGUUCAUUGGCUCGUGCCGGUAAGGUGAGAGGUCAGACACCUAAAGUUGCUAAGCAGGACAAGAAGAAGCAGCCUCGUGGCCGUGCCCACAAGAGGAUCCAACACAACCGCCGAUUCGUCACCGCCGUUGUUGGUUUUGGCAAGAAGAGAGGACCAAACUCAUCAGAGAAGUAAACAAAACAAAACAAAAAAAGAAGAUUUUUGAUAAUGCUUUGUUAGUUAGAUUACUCUCUCUCUCUUUCCAUCGGAGAGUUUCUCGAAACUAUUAUGUGUAUUCCAAAUUCCAUUGUUACUCGAUUCAUUUGAUCAGAUAUAAAACUUUACAAUCUCCUUUGAAAA
Molecule: messenger RNA, 417 nt
Organism: Eutrema salsugineum
Lineage: Eukaryota; Viridiplantae; Streptophyta; Magnoliopsida; Brassicales; Brassicaceae
Product: 40S ribosomal protein S30
Exons: 3
Coding region: 64-252 (62 amino acids)
Biological process (GO): translation
Cellular component (GO): cytosolic small ribosomal subunit; ribosome
Molecular function (GO): structural constituent of ribosome
Source: RefSeq, a predicted model, not a curated record